Molecule: messenger RNA, 1413 nt
Organism: Caenorhabditis briggsae
Lineage: Eukaryota; Metazoa; Nematoda; Chromadorea; Rhabditida; Rhabditidae
Gene: Cbr-snap-1
Product: Protein CBR-SNAP-1
Exons: 5
Coding region: 1-1413 (470 amino acids)
Biological process (GO): SNARE complex disassembly; intracellular protein transport
Cellular component (GO): SNARE complex; vacuolar membrane
Molecular function (GO): soluble NSF attachment protein activity; syntaxin binding
Source: RefSeq, a predicted model, not a curated record
AUGGCUGACAACGAAGCAAAAGCUCGCCAAAAGAUGGCUGAAGGCAGGAAAAAGCUUCAGGGAGGCGGCGGAUUCUUCAGCAAAGUGUUCGGAGGCGGCGGUGGAAGCGGCGAAGCGGCGGAUCUUUUCAUUCAGGUGAAUAAUUCUUCUGUAGUUCGAGAUGGGUUGCGAAAUAGAAGUAGCGAUGAUGAAGAAGAAGCGAGCAGUAGUGAGAUCGAAUGCAGCUAUGCUGGAUGUCUGUUCAUUGCGUCGAACCUUCUGGAAUACGAGGAACAUUACGCCAGUCACUCCUUUCAAUGUUGCGAGUGUGGAACGCGUUUCGAUACUGCUCACCGUUUGGAAGUACACCACGACGAGCAGCACAAUCCAUUCUUUCAAAUUCAACUCCAACGCCAACCAGAUUCUGCUCACUUUAAGUGUCUUCAUCCCACCUGUGAGCUGAAAUUCUGUAACACUCGCACCCGAGAUGAACACUCCCGAGUUGUACACUUUAUUCAAGGAGAUUCGUCUCGGCGACGGAGAUUUGAUGAAAUCGGAACUGUCUUAAGUAAUUCAAUGGGCGGAAUGAGCAUUGACGAUGAAGAAGGAAGUGGGUGGACUGGAGGAGGAAACCUGUUCAAAAUGGCCAAAAACUGGAAGGAAGCCGGCGAAGCGUUCUUGGAGGCCGCCGAGUUCUACGCCAAGCAGGGAGACUCCAAACACGACUGCGCCACGCAAUACGCCGAAGCUGCCAAUUGUUUCCGCAAAAUUCAGCCAGAGGUUGAGGUUUUUCAAGCAAAAUGCCUAGUUUUAAUCAUGCACUAUUUCCAGCGCGCCGUCCAAUGCCUCGAGAAAACAUCGGAAAUCUACACCGAUAUGGGUCGGUUCACCAUGGCGGCCAAGAACCACGUAAGCAUUGCGGAGCUCUACGAGACGGAGCUUCCCGACAAGGAGCAGUGCGUGAAGCACUACCAACAAGCCGCGGACUAUUAUAAGGGAGAGGAGCAGAAGAGCAGCGCCAGCAAGUGUCUCGUCAAAGUGGCAAUGUAUUCGGCGGAGCUGGAGAAGUACGGACAAGCGAUCGCCGUUUUCGAAGAGAUCGCGUUCUAUGAAGCUGAUCAUUCCACUCUCAAGUAUGCCGCCAAGGGACACUUCUUCCAGGCGCUUCUGUGUCAUCUGAAUAUUGACCCGAUCAACACUCAACAAGCCCUUCAAAAGUAUGAGAAUGCAUCACCAUCCUUCUCCGAUUCCCGUGAAUGCAAAUUUGUGAAGGAACUGUUGGCGGCGAUCGAAGAGAAGAAUGAAGAGACAUUCACCGAGUGUGUAGCUAACUUUGACAAAAUCAGCAGACUAGACAAUUGGUCGACCUCCCUGCUUCUCAAGGUGAAGCGCACUAUCGAAGGAGGCGAUGACGACGAAGACGAUCUGCGAUAA